Molecule: messenger RNA, 1503 nt
Organism: Limanda limanda (common dab)
Lineage: Eukaryota; Metazoa; Chordata; Actinopteri; Pleuronectiformes; Pleuronectidae
Gene: kcna2b
Product: potassium voltage-gated channel, shaker-related subfamily, member 2b
Exons: 1
Coding region: 1-1503 (500 amino acids)
Biological process (GO): protein homooligomerization; potassium ion transmembrane transport
Cellular component (GO): voltage-gated potassium channel complex; membrane; axon terminus
Molecular function (GO): delayed rectifier potassium channel activity; protein binding
Source: RefSeq, a predicted model, not a curated record
AUGACGGUGGCGACCAGCGACCCCUCGGAUGAAGCAGCAGCGCACCCGGGCGGGACUCACGACCACUAUGACCCUGAGCCGGACCACGACUGCUGCGAGAGAGUUGUCAUCAACAUCUCUGGCUUGCGCUUCGAGACGCAGCUCAAGACUCUCUCACAGUUUCCAGAGACGCUACUGGGGGAUCCCAAAAAACGGAUGAGGUAUUUUGAUCCGCUCCGGAACGAGUACUUUUUUGACCGCAAUCGACCAAGUUUCGACGCCAUUCUGUAUUAUUACCAAUCAGGAGGGAGGCUGCGCCGGCCCGUUAAUGUCACCUUGGACAUUUUUUCUGAGGAGAUCCGGUUUUAUGAAUUAGGCGAGGAGGCGAUGGAAAUCUUCCGGGAGGAUGAAGGUUUCAUAAAGGAAGAGGAGCGACCUCUGCCAGAGAAUGAGUUUCAGAGACAAGUGUGGCUGCUGUUCGAGUAUCCAGAGAGCUCAGGUCCUGCUCGCAUCAUUGCCAUCAUCUCCGUCAUGGUGAUUUUGAUCUCCAUUGUCAGCUUCUGCCUGGAGACACUGCCAGUUUUCCGAAAUGAGGAUGAGGACAUGUACAAAUAUCCAUCCCACUCCAUGGACAAUACCACCUAUAUCUAUACUGGCUCUUCAUAUUUCACAGAUCCCUUCUUCAUUGUGGAGACCCUUUGCAUCAUCUGGUUCUCUUUUGAGUUCCUCGUCAGGUUCUUUGCCUGUCCCAGUAAAGCUGGGUUUUUUGGCAACAUCAUGAACAUCAUUGACAUUGUGGCAAUCAUCCCGUACUUCAUCACACUUGGCACAGAGCUAGCAGAGAGGCCAGAGGACGGCCAGGCGGGCUCGCAGGCCAUGUCUCUGGCUAUUCUCCGUGUCAUCCGUCUCGUCAGGGUGUUUCGUAUCUUCAAACUCUCACGUCACUCCAAGGGGCUCCAGAUCUUGGGACAGACUCUGAAGGCCAGUAUGCGUGAGCUUGGCCUCCUCAUUUUCUUCCUGUUUAUCGGUGUGAUCCUCUUCUCCAGCGCCGUCUACUUUGCAGAGGCAGACGAGCCAGAAUCCCAGUUCAGCAGCAUCCCUGAGGCCUUUUGGUGGGCCGUGGUCUCCAUGACCACUGUAGGCUAUGGAGACAUGGUGCCAACAACCAUCGGAGGAAAAAUCGUCGGGUCUCUCUGCGCAAUCGCCGGUGUGCUGACUAUUGCCCUGCCUGUACCUGUCAUCGUGUCAAACUUCAACUACUUCUACCACAGAGAGACGGAGGGCGAGGAGCAGGCACAGUAUUUGAAUACGCCGAGCGUGCCUAAAGCCAGCUCAGCUGACGAUCUGAAGAAGAGUGAUCGGAGCGGCAGUGGGUCCACUCUCAGCAAAUCUGACUACGUGGAGAUCCAGGAAGCUGUGAACCACAGCACUGAGGACUUCCGACCCGAGGGCAUGAAAACAGGAAAUUGCACACUGGCCAACACAAACUAUGUUAACAUCACUAAGAUGCGUACCGAUGUAUAA